This is a messenger RNA of Heterobasidion irregulare TC 32-1, 1603 nucleotides long. RefSeq lists its product as uncharacterized. The transcript has 7 exons. The coding region runs from base 49 to 1395 and encodes 448 amino acids. Gene Ontology annotation, molecular function: Rab GDP-dissociation inhibitor activity. Gene Ontology annotation, biological process: vesicle-mediated transport; protein transport; small GTPase-mediated signal transduction. The record is from RefSeq and is a predicted model, not a curated record. NCBI's taxonomy places the organism in Eukaryota, Fungi, Basidiomycota, Agaricomycetes, Russulales, Bondarzewiaceae. Gene Ontology annotation, cellular component: cytoplasm.
CAUCACUUGUCUUAUCCCUAACCUCCCGUACGAACACCGCUUGCUACCAUGGAUGAAGAAUACGAUGUUGUUGUUCUGGGCACUGGGUUGACGGAAUGUAUCCUGUCUGGUCUCUUGUCUGUCGAGGGCAAGAAGGUCCUGCACAUGGACAGGAACGACUACUAUGGUGGUGAUAGCGCCAGUCUGAACCUGACUCAACUCUACCGUAAAUUCCGUAAGGAUCAGACCCCUCCCACCAACCUCGGACGUGACAGAGAUUACGCCGUCGAUCUCAUCCCCAAGUUCAUCAUCGCCUCGGGCGAGCUCACCAAGAUCCUUGUCCACACCGAUGUCACUCGCUACCUUGAGUUCAAGCAGAUCGCAGGCAGCUACGUGUACCGCGAGGGCAAGAUCUCCAAGGUCCCGAGUACGGAGAUGGAGGCGGUGAAGAGCCCCCUUAUGGGCCUGUUCGAAAAGCGCAGGGCGAAGAAAUUCUUCGAGUUCUUGCAAGGCUGGAAAGACGAGGAUCCCGCUACUCACCAGGGGAUCGACCUUGACAAGGAUAGCAUGAAGAGCGUGUAUGAAAAGUUCGGGCUGGAGCCCGGUACACAGGACUUCAUCGGACAUGCUAUGGCUCUCUAUCUCGAUGAUGACUAUAUCAACAAACCUGCGCGUCCAGCCUACGAUCGCAUCGUUCUCUACACUUCAUCCAUGGCCCGCUAUGGCAAAUCUCCCUACAUCUACCCCCUUUACGGCCUCGGCGAACUUCCCCAGUCCUUCGCGCGUCUCUCGGCUAUCUACGGGGGCACCUACAUGCUCGACAAGCACAUCGACGAGAUUGUGACCGACGCGGACGGCAAGUUCGUCGGCGUUCGCAGUGGCACUGAGACCGUCAAAGCGAAGCAGGUUAUCGGAGACCCCAGCUACUUCGGCGCGGGGAGCCUGGAUGGUGGCAAGGUCCGCGUAGUUGAAGAGCGGAAGGUCAUCCGCGCCAUAUGUCUCCUCAACCACCCCAUUCCUGGCACGGAUGACUCGGACAGUGUCCAGAUCAUCAUCCCCCAGAACCAGGUUGGCCGUAAAAAUGAUAUUUACAUCGCCAUGGUCUCUUCCACCCACAACGUUUGUGCCAAGGACGUCUACGUCGCGAUCGUCAGCACAAUCGUCGAGACGAGUGCCCCUGAGAAUGAGAUUCAACUCGGCCUUUCCCUGCUUGGACCCCUCAUCGACAAAUUCGUUUCCGUCACGCCCCUGUAUGCGCCUACGUCUGAUGGCAAGGCAGAUAACAUUUACAUCACGCGCUCCUACGACGCGACAUCCCACUUCGAGACCGUCGUCGAGGAUGUCCAGGACGUCUGGAAGAGGGUCGUGGGGUCGGACCUCGUCCUGAAGAAGCGCGAGGUCGAAGCAGAGCCUUGACGAGUAGAUUAAUGACGGAUUAACGGAACUUCACCCCCUUUUACUCUUCCUAAUCGGCUUUUGUGUAUCGCGUCUUGGAUCCGGCAGUAACACCCAACACAUGAAAUUUGUACAAUCAUUCGACGAGAAAUACCAAACCUUAGCAUACAUGACAUCUUAUCUCUUCGUUCGUGUCGCGAAUUGAUAUCUUUUCUGAGGAAAAUAGGAG